Molecule: messenger RNA, 2904 nt
Organism: Misgurnus anguillicaudatus (oriental weatherfish)
Lineage: Eukaryota; Metazoa; Chordata; Actinopteri; Cypriniformes; Cobitidae
Source: RefSeq, a predicted model, not a curated record
AUCACGUCCAACUUCCGCCCCACAGCCAUUUUGUGAGUGUUCUCUGUUGCUAUCGACAGCCCUACAACAAACCGACGAAAACGCAAUUCUGAACCCAACUAACACGAUUGUACACACAUUUAUUUUUACAAAUUUACUCACACAAUUGUCAAAAAGGAUCGGCCGCAUCGCGUGGUUGCGCCAAUAGCUCGUCAAUCAUGUCUGAGGAGCAGACUUUGGGCGAAGACCCGAUGAUGAUGAUGACGAUGGAGGAAGAUGAUGAAGGAGCUUUUGGCGAAGAGCAGGGUGUCGCUAGGGCAGAUGACGGAGGCCAGGGAGAGACAGAGGGGUCUAAGAUAGACGCAAGUAAAAAUGAGGAAGAUGAAGGGAAAAUGUUUGUUGGAGGGUUGAGUUGGGACACAACUAAGAAAGACUUGAAAGAUUAUUUCUCCAAGUUUGGGGAAGUGGUCGACUGCACCUUAAAAUUGGAUCCUUUGACAGGCCGAUCCAGAGGAUUUGGCUUUGUUCUGUUUAAAGAGGCAGAAAGUGUGGAAAAGGUGAUCACGCUAAAGGAACACAAACUCAAUGGAAAAGUGAUAGACCCUAAGAAGGCAAAAGCCAUGAAGUCCAAAGAGCCUGUGAAGAAGAUCUUUGUAGGAGGACUUUCCCCAGAUACUCCAGAGGAGAAGAUCAGAGAGUACUUUGAUGCUUUUGGAGAGGUGGAAUCCAUUGAGCUGCCAAUGGAGAAUAAGACAAAUAAACGGCGAGGUUUCUGUUUCAUAACGUUCAAAGAGGAGGAAACAGUAAAGAAAGUUAUGGAGAAGAAGUACCAUAACAUCGGUUUAAGCAAGUGUGAGAUCAAGGUGGCCAUGUCAAAAGAGCAGUACCAGCAACAACAGCAAUGGGGUGGAAGAGGAGGUUACACAUUUAGAUCUAGAGGGAGAGGCGGUCCAAAUCAGAAUUGGAACCAAGGAUAUGGAAAUUACUGGAAUCAAGGUUAUGGAAAUUACGGAAAUUAUGGCUACAACAAUCAAGGCUAUGGUGGAUACGGGGGCUAUGAUUACUCGGGUUACAACAACUACUACGGCUAUGGUGACUACAGCAAUCAGCAGAGCAGUUACGGCAAAUCCCCAAGGCGAGGUGGCCACCAAAACAGUUACAAGCCAUAUUAACUUAAAAGUUCACCAGAAACAUAAAGGUAUGUCGUAGUGCCGCUUAAUGUGAGCCAUUAUUUUUUUGUUAUAAACAGUUUAUAAAGUACCAUUUGAUCUUUUGUAAUCAACAUUGCUUAAUUUUUUUUCUUUAAAGUUUCACAGCACCCUGAAGUGCUUUACAGUAGUGGUAACAUAGAGACUUUGGUCUUUUGGCAGUAAUGUAACAGCUGGCUUUCGGCUGUUUCUUGCCAUUAUGUAACUGUAAAAUUUAACAGGUACAGUACUGCUUAAUGGGUACCAGAAAAAAAUGGAUUUACAAGGAAAGAAAACAGAAGAAUGUUGUCUCCUCUAACUCUGACAUAUACCUUGUUUGUACCUGCCAGCGGGGACUUCUUGCAGGCCAUGAGCUGACUUCCCGAUUCUCAGGCCCGCUCAAUGCGGACAGGGUACGAGAGGCGUACGCUCUCGAAUGCUCCCAUUUGGUAUGGUCUUCCAACAUCCUGUAUACGAAUUGUAAAAAACAACUACAGCAACAAAAACAUAAAAAGGGAUACGUCAAGCUUUAAUCUUCAAUUUUUUUAAUGUUCCUUGUAAAACAUAUCGGGAUUGUUUUUUUUUGUGUAAUAUUAUAAUAUAAUGUAAUGCCAUUUUUUACAGGCGCCAUCAAGUAAUGGUAAAAUAUGUCGAGAGCCGGAAAAAUAAAAUUAACUGUUCACUUUUUGAAGGACGUACGGCUUUCUCUGGACUUUCUCCAGUGUUAAUAUGCACUUCUAAUCUUACCUGUAAUUGCUUGCUUUUCCUUAUUUGUAGCUCGUGUAGCUGUAAUAUCCUGUAGUCCAUGAGCUAAAAGCUCCGGUUUGUACUUGGAUGCCGCUGCGCUGGAGAAGUGCUUUUUUUACAUUUGUAUUGUGUGAUUUUCUGCUGACAGCGGUGGAAAAAGCAUCACCUGUAAACAAUGUUAAUUUCAUCUAACAAAUCCUCUUUUUUAACCUUUUGAAAUCUUGCAAGGGACAUAUUGUCUGUGGGAACUUUGCUUGUAAUGCUUUCCUUUUCUGUUCGAUUGAAGAUUUUGCAUUCAGUGUUAUGAACUCAAUUUUUACAAUUAUUCUGCUGGUUGCACAAAGUUGUUUAGCUAAUGGACUUUAAUUAAUUGCAUAUUAUUGUAUUUUCUAUUAUUCUAUUUUUUUGUCUUCAUAUUGAAAUAAUUAAGAAUUGGGAUUCCAUUACAUUUUAUAUAGUUUUGUCUUUGUCAAGCAUUAUUAAUAUUUUGUUUUUUGUUUUUCAGAGUGUAAGAUGCAUUAAAGGUCAAGAUUGAAAGGAGAGUGAGCAAGACAUCGAGACAUGUUGGUCAACACGUUACUACAUUUAUUAUUGCAUGUGUCAUAAGCAUUAGGUCACCAAUUAUUUCACCAGUUUUGCAAUUAUGAGAAAUUACAUUGAAGUGUUGGAUUAUGAAACUUAUCUUAAGUUUUGUUGUUGUAUUUAUUUUUUGCCCUUUGUUAAUCUAGAGAUUGUGGUAGCUUAUCUCAUCCUAAUUGAGUACAAUGAUUAAUAGAAACCACAAAUCAUUUAGAGUUUUUUUGUAUACAGAUCUUUUAAUUUAUUGCAUACAGAGAGAGUGUACAGAGUGUAGGCCAUUUAAUAUUCAUUUCAUAUUGCAGUAUUUUGCUACAGAGUUAUGUAAACCAUUGAAUGAGACAAUAGAUAAUAUAGUGUACAAGGUUGAAGCCAGUCAAAUUUUUCAGAUAUUAAAGGACUAGUUUAACCCAAA